AUUUAGUCACGUGUUGUAACUGGGGAUGCCGAAGUCGAAGAGGGCGAAACAGAUUUCCUUGACGAGAACAAAAAGAAAAGGACUGGAAUCGAAGAAAGGGCUCGUACACGAGAUUCAAGAAUGUUGUGACAACUAUGCCAACAUUUUCAUCUUCAACGUGGAAAACAUGAGAAACAGCAAACUGAAAGAGGUUCGAACAGAGUGGAGACACAGCAGGUUUUUCUUUGGCAAAAACAAGGUGAUGGCUUUAGCUCUGGGUAAAACACCUGAACAGGAAUACAAGGACAACCUUCAUCUUGUUAGUCAGAGACUAAAAGGCAGUGUCGGAUUGUUGUUUACUAAUCAGUCAAGAGAAUACGUGACCAAUUGGUUCGAUAAGUACAGAGAAAUGGACUACGCGAGGUCUGGCAGUACAUCAACUCUUACUGUCGUUCUUGAUGCUGGACCACUUGAAGAAUUUUCACACGCAAUAGAACCACAGCUGAGACAACUCGGAUUACCCACAACUCUAAAGAAAGGCGUCAUUACACUGCUUGAAGACUACCAGGUGUGUUCACUAGGAGAUACUCUUACACCAGAGCAAGCAAAAAUAUUGAAGUUGUUGGGACAUCCGAUGGUGGAGUUCAGAAUCCAGUUAGAGUAUGCGUGGAGUAAUGGAGAGGGAACGGAGUUGACAUCGUAGAACAGUAUAGGAAUGGUGGUUGAGUGUGACUAGCUUUUGAGGUAGCUAUACAUUCACUGGGGUAAAGAUAGUUUACUUUUGUCAUCACUGUUAAGGUGAGCUGCAUGACAAUAGACCGACGUCUCUUAUAU
Corticium candelabrum is the source of this 813-nucleotide messenger RNA. Its product is annotated as mRNA turnover protein 4 homolog. The record is from RefSeq and is a predicted model, not a curated record. Gene Ontology annotation, biological process: ribosomal large subunit assembly; nuclear-transcribed mRNA catabolic process; ribosomal large subunit biogenesis. Gene Ontology annotation, cellular component: nucleolus; preribosome, large subunit precursor. Bases 26 to 682 code for a protein of 218 amino acids. The transcript is spliced from 9 exons. NCBI's taxonomy places the organism in Eukaryota, Metazoa, Porifera, Homoscleromorpha, Homosclerophorida, Plakinidae. Gene Ontology annotation, molecular function: RNA binding.